CUCCUCCCCUUCCCCUCCGCGGGAUCCUCCAACUCGUCUUUACCAUUCCCCCUCAUCUCUCAUCUAAUCCGAAGAAUCCACUUCUUGCAACCCAAGACGUGAUCACCCAAACUUCCAAAUAACUUCGACGUCACCGAUAACAUUUCCCCUACACACGGCCAGUCGCCGAGCAUAAUAUAACCAGCACCACACAGCACCACCAGCUCCCACAAUGUCGUCGUCCGUACUCCGUACCGCCAUGCGCCGCGCCGCCGCCGUCUCAGAGACCACGCUCAACGUUGCGCGCUCGCGCGCGACCCCGGUCCUCUUGCGCGCCUCGCCCGUGCCCAUCGCGCGCGCGGCCACGCCCUCGACCGCCGCGGCGUCUGCCCGCGCCUUCUCCACCUCGCCCGUCAGCUUCAAGGUCAAGCGCGACGCCUGGGCGGCCAACCCCACCAUCGGCUACGACGAGGUCAAGAAGCUCGCUGACCAGCCCAACGACAACGUCCUCCUCAUCGACACCCGUGAGCCCGACGAGGUCAUCAACGGCACGAUCCCCUCGGCCGUCAUCCUGCCCCUCUCGCGCCUCGAGGCGGCUCUUUCGCCCAAGUUCAACCCCGGCGACUUCCAGAGGGAAUUCGCCUUCGCCAAGCCCCUCCCAGAGCAGAACAUGGUCUUCUUCUGCCGCUCGGGCCGCCGCUCUGGCCUCGCGUGCGAGAUUGCCGAGCGCGAGGGUUACCCCAACGUGCGCAACUAUGUCGGCUCGUACCUCGAGUGGGAGGACAAGUCGAAGAAGGAGGGCAACGACAACUGGUAGGCGGUGACGUUGUUUUGUAGCGUAGUAUGGCCGGGAGGAGACAAUCAAGCAAUCAAAUCAAGCAACCCAAAGCGUAGAGACUGUAGCAGGUACCGAGCUGGACAAAUGCACUCGUUCUUGUGA
This is a messenger RNA of Vanrija pseudolonga, 919 nucleotides long. RefSeq names its product Putative thiosulfate sulfurtransferase, mitochondrial (gene SPAC4H3.07c). The transcript has 3 exons. Bases 212 to 796 code for a protein of 194 amino acids. The record is from RefSeq and is a predicted model, not a curated record. Gene Ontology annotation, molecular function: thiosulfate-cyanide sulfurtransferase activity. Gene Ontology annotation, cellular component: mitochondrion. Lineage: Eukaryota; Fungi; Basidiomycota; Tremellomycetes; Trichosporonales; Trichosporonaceae.